AUGAAGGGCGGCCAUGUGAGCAAGCAGAGUUUCGAAAAGGAUUCAAUACGAUUGGCCAAAUACACUGUUUCAAAACUCAUAGAAGUAGAGUCGCUAGAGUACAAGAUGACGAUGUGUCUCACUUUCAUCAACUUAAAGGAGGACUUCGCUAAGUCGAUUUCAUCCAAAAUAUUCAGCGUCACUCUCGAGAACGCGAUGCGAGGAUCGGAAUGGGAUUACAUGGGAGUGAAAGUUGACGGCUGA
Molecule: messenger RNA, 243 nt
Organism: Necator americanus (New World hookworm)
Lineage: Eukaryota; Metazoa; Nematoda; Chromadorea; Rhabditida; Ancylostomatidae
Exons: 1
Coding region: 1-243 (80 amino acids)
Source: RefSeq, a predicted model, not a curated record